Messenger RNA from Scomber japonicus (chub mackerel), 3716 nucleotides. It is a transcript of the gene nucb2a, whose product is annotated as nucleobindin 2a. Gene Ontology annotation, molecular function: calcium ion binding. Lineage: Eukaryota; Metazoa; Chordata; Actinopteri; Scombriformes; Scombridae. The transcript has 13 exons. Gene Ontology annotation, cellular component: endoplasmic reticulum-Golgi intermediate compartment; extracellular exosome. The record is from RefSeq and is a predicted model, not a curated record. The coding region runs from base 45 to 1532 and encodes 495 amino acids.
CGAGCAGGAAGUCUGGAUGAGAGGAAGCGACGUGAGCAGAGGAGAUGAGGUUCAGCAUUCAUAAUAAAAUGUGUUGGAGCCGGGCCCUGCUCCUCCUGCUGGUCCAGCUGCUGAGUGUGGAGGCAGUGCCCAUCAGUAUGGACAAAACAAAAGUCAAAGAGCCUGAGAAGAAGCCUGAGGAGCCUCCAGCUAGUGUGGAAACAGGACUCCACUAUGACCGCUACCUCAGGGAAGUCAUCGAUUUUCUAGAAAAAGAUCAGCAUUUCAGAGAAAAACUCCACAAUACAGACAUGGAAGACAUCAAGCAAGGUAAACUGGCCAAAGAGUUGGACUUUGUCAGCCAUCACGUCAGAACAAAACUGGAUGAGUUGAAGAGGCAGGAGGUAAACCGGCUCCGAACCCUGAUUAAGGCCAAGCAAGACCUUGAAGGAGGGAAUGACAUAGCUGUGGACCACCAGGCUCUGCUAAAACAGUUUGAAUACUUGAACCACAUGAACCCACAUACAUUUGAAGUGGAUGACCUGGAUCGGCUCAUCAAAUCGGCCACUAAAGAUCUGGAGAACUACGACAAAGAGAGACAUGAGGAGUUCAAGAAGUAUGAGAUGAUGAAAGAGCACGACAGACGGGAACACCUGAAGACACUGGAUGAGGAUGAAAGACAGAAAGAAGAAGAACACUAUGAAGAGAUGAGGAAAAAGCAUGCUGACCACCCUAAAGUCAACCAUCCAGGUAGCCAGAAUCAGCUUAAGGAGGUGUGGGAGGAAGCAGAUGGCUUAGACCCGGAGGAUUUUGACCCCAAAACCUUUUUCAACCUGCAUGAUACCAAUGGAGAUGGUUUCUUUGACGAACAGGAACUAGAGGCACUGUUCACCAAGGAGCUCGAAAAAAUCUAUGACCCAACACAUGAAGAGGAUGAUAUGGUGGAGAUGGAGGAGGAGAGGUUACGUAUGAGAGAGCAUGUUAUGAACGAGGUGGAUUCUAACAAAGACAGACUGGUCUCUUUAGAUGAGUUCCUGGUUGCUACAAAGAAAAAAGAAUUCUUGGAGCCAGAUAGUUGGGAGACGCUGGAGCAGAACCAGGCUUACACAGAUGAGGAGAUGAGGGAGUUUGAGGAGCACCUUGCUCAACAAGAACAGGACCUCAACCUGAAGGCUGUUGACCUCCAGAAACAGAGAGAUGAGCUGGAGAGACAACAGGAGCAGCUUAAUGCACAGAAAAUUGAGCUGCAACAGGCGGUUGAGCAUAUGGAACGGCUGAAAUCACAGAAAGUAGAACCCCCUCCUGAGGUUCAUGUUGAAGGAAAUUUUAUCCCAGAGGUACAUGCAGAUGACUUCCAGUUACAUCCUGACCAAGCAGCCCAACUCCAAGAGCAUCAACCUGAAGCCCAUGCCCAGGAUCUUCAAGAUACACCCCAGGAACAUAAUAAUCAACAAAAUCAAGACCCACAAGGCCAACAAGGUCUCCCCCAGACACACCAGGAUCUGCCACCGGGUCACCAAGAAGCCCCACAAGGCCUGCAAAACGUGCCAUAAAAAUGCAGUCAGAACUUGAGCCUGUACAACCUUACACCCAGACUUUUGCAGCCCCUCUGGUCCAGCGUGCAGAGGAGCAGUCCCUGCAGAUGAUUAGGCCUCUUUAACCAGCAUGACUUAGGGGGUUUGGAGGACUCUUGGGAUGAAGGAGAGCAGCACAAAAGGAAAUUCCUGUUAAACUAUACCAGUGUUCGAUAACUGUCAUUCUUGAAUUACAUAAAGGAAAGUAAAAUGAGCAACCAAGGACAUGCAUUUUAACACUACUUGCAUUUUCAAGGAGCUGAGUUUGAUAACUGAUUAUACAAAAAUAUAAUUUUGUGGAGCUUUCAUGGCCUACUGUUUGCUGUUGAAAGUAAGAACCUCUAAAACGACAACCUGAUGAUUUUCAUCCACGAGCCUGUUGGAUACAUACAGUGCAGCUGUUGAGGGGAAUAAGGUGUAAAAAGUUUUUUCAGACUUAUAAUUUUUGACUAUGGAUUUUCUGACUGAAUUAUAAAUAUACACAUGAACAUUUCAAACAAGAGUUAAGUGUUUAUUUUACGUGUGACUUGUUUGCAGGGUUUUUUCUCUGGAUAGCACUACAUAUUUGAGAAAUUUAGUGAGAUAUCUUUUUUUUUAAUGUUUUCUACAAUUUACAUUGAACUUAAAUUGCAAUAGAGGCACCAUAUCUUUAUACACCAUCUCAGUGUUUACAUUGACCAUUUACAUUUUAUAUCCAUUAUCUUCAGCUGCCACUGUUCUAAAAUAUUCCAUAUUUGAACCAACCAAUAAAUCAAUGUAGCCCAUGUUGCUCCAGAGACCUCAUACUUGUGUCAAGAAAUCAUUUUACAGAUGUUUCUGCUGCUUUCUUAAUGUUAAUUGUGGUUGCUGUCAUAACCUGUGUCAGCUGUUUACCUACAUUGAAACACUACUAUUUCAUUGUGUGUAGUCGGAAUAUUUUCUCAACUGUAGGAAAUGUGUGCUCUGCCAAAAGAGAUGAGUAAUGGAGUUUUAAAAUUGUCCACAUUACAGUUUUUCUCCAACACUUGAGGUUACAAUAUAUGCAGGUAUUCGGUUCUUAAAAUAAAGAUAGACAUGAAAUCACCCCCCAAACAACAAAAGUUUCCCCUCCAUUUCCUUACAGUCAGAGAUGCUUAUAAUACUACUUGCAGUAUGACUCUACAACUAUCAGAUUUGCAAAGCAACCCGAUUACCAUACAGAGUUGGCAGAUGGCAAACAUCUCAAAUAUUCAGCUGCUUUCUUACAGUAUAAUGGGGCAUUUUAAUUUUGGUCUGUUGUUCUUAUUAAUUGUGUUUGUGGCACAUUUAUUUAUGAGUUGAUCAAUGAGUUGAUUUUUGAUGUUAAAUAGAACAGUUUGGGUGUUGAGAAGUUCAUUCAAUUAAGCUGUAGAUCUUUAUUAUGGAUGUCUUUGAUCACAAUUGUCUGCAUCAAAGUAUUUUGUUGAGGCAGCUGUGGGAUUUGUUGAACUAGAUCAGUCAACUCAUUAGAAAAAAAAAAGGCAAAACAACAGCUGAGUCUGGUAUUACUACUGUCUCAAAAAAUGCAGCAGUCUGUCUCUGUUGUCUGUUAAAUCAAAAGUGUGAUCACAUGAAAACCUCUACAGUACAUUUGGUUUUUGUUUUUGCAUUCAGUUCACAUCACUGUAUUUGGCACUAGAAGUAUAUUACUAAUUUGAGGAAUUUCAUAGUAUGGCAUACUUUUUUUCCCAAUUCUCCAUUAGGUAUGAUUACACUCCAGGUUCCAUCUUGUGUUUUCAAUGCUGUAAUGCUGUGGUUUCUUUUAGCUAGCAGAGUGGUCAUACCAUACCGGUUUUGAGGUGUUUCCAUUGCAUCCUGUGAAUGAACAGGUCUGCCUUAUUGUGGUUCAGUUCAUACAAAAGUUAGACGUGGAAUAUAUGCUUUACUCUUUUUGUUGUGUCAUUAGUUUUUGUGCCAAGUGUUUUCUUUGAUACAAUACUGCAUCAUAAUUUGCACAAAAUGUACAGGUGCUGUUUUCAGAUUGCUUGCUGCUGGAUAAAAUAAUCAUUUGAUGAUUCUGUACACCUCAGUUCAAGAUAAUAAAAACAGUUAUGACCUUUCAGAUUAUGCAACAAUUUGAUCACUUUCUCAAUGAUCCAUCACAAUGUGUACUGUAAAAUGCCAGAAUUCAUGUACUACAAGCUAUUAAAUGUUGAAGAAUGAAAA